Molecule: messenger RNA, 936 nt
Organism: Trichoderma breve
Lineage: Eukaryota; Fungi; Ascomycota; Sordariomycetes; Hypocreales; Hypocreaceae
Exons: 6
Coding region: 1-936 (311 amino acids)
Cellular component (GO): RNA polymerase II transcription regulator complex
Molecular function (GO): transcription cis-regulatory region binding; DNA-binding transcription activator activity, RNA polymerase II-specific
Source: RefSeq, a predicted model, not a curated record
AUGACCGACAGAAUAUUCCGCAUCUUUAACCCGGGAGAACCAAAGGGUGAUCCCGUUGAGAAGAGGCGCGCCCAGCUGCGACGUGCCCAACAAUCUUAUCGAGAUCGCAAGGACAAGUACACCAAGGCGCUCGAGGCUGAACUAGCACGGUCUCGGAAGAGUGAGGCGGGUUUGACGUCCCAGAUUGAGCAGCUUCGUGCCAAAGUCCAGAAACUGGCCAGUCUCUUGUCCCAAAAUGGCAUCUCACUUCCUCCAGAUUUUGACGAUGAGGGACAAGUUCAUGAUGAUGUACCGCGUAUAGAUUCGUCUCCGCUCACAACGCGUGGACAACCACAAGCCGCUGAAGGCUUCCUAUCAAGUACGGAUUCGACCUCUCCAGAGUCGACGACGGACCAAGGCGCUAUCUUUAAUACUGGAAAUCGCACUCUACGGCAGUACGGUUCGAGGAUCUUUAGCCGACAUCAUGAACCGCAAGUUCCAGCGUCGACGAGGAUCGCGGUCGGAAUGGAAUUUGUGCUCACACUAGAAAGGCCUUGUCUAAACCAUCUACAUGGAAACCCCAAAAAGCCCCUGGAACCACACGGCCAUGCCUUGACCACCACAGUUCAGCUCCAGGCCUCCUUGUCACUUCCUCCGAUCGAUCCAAAGAACCCUGUACCUCCGUCAUACCACAACGCUCCCGCAGCCGUACUCGAUCGUCUAUUGAAUCUUGCCCCAAGUGUAUCGCCAGACGGCGACGUGACGCCGAUACAAGCGUGGCAUUUUAUCCGUCGCCAACCGCAGUUUGGAGGUUUCGAGGUGCAGCGCCUCAACAGGCUGGCGGAGAGGCUACGGGAAGCAGCAAAAUGUCACGGGUUUGGUGCUGCUGUUCAGACGGGCAUCUUUGAAUCAGCUGUCCGAGAAAUACUCCACCCCUUGGCUAUAACAGCAGCCUGA